AUUUGUGAUAUCUGAGAAAACAAUGAAACCACCAUAUCUUCUUCUUUCCUUAGCAUCUCCGCCCAACUGUAUUUUUUAAAGUCUGAUAAAGCAAUUGAACUGUUAUCAUGUUCUAAUUUCAAUUCUCAGUAGAAUAAACAUAGAGAGCUUCGAUUUCAUCAGAUCCUAAUCAAGAAUUCCAAAUGUAAUCAAAUUUUGGAAAUGGUUCUGAGAUGUUAAUAGAUUGUUUGGCAAUACGAAAGAUUAUCCAAUAUGGAAACAGUAUCAUUGAGGAUUGCUUUUCUCAUCAAGUCAGCGAAUGAUUUAUACAAAUCGGAAGUGAUGAGCUUAUGAUGAUUCACCUAAUAUGAAGUGCUGCCAAUAUUCAAUUAUGACAUGGAUACAUGAUUUCCAAAUCCUGUCCACAUAAAUCCAGUAUUCACAUAUAAAACCUGAAGCUGCCAUGAGAAAGCUAAGUACAAUUGACCUUUACAUAAAUCUUUAGUAGUCAGUGUAUUCAUAAUGAUAAUGACUAAAUGCUUAACUUUGAAGGCUACUUUAAUUUCUACACAACAGCUAAUAUAAGUGGCAGUAAUAAUUCAGCAAUUUGAAAAGAAAAAAUGGUUCAAGCUCAUAAAUGUAACAUACUACUGGUGCCAACAAUAACUGUCUUUAGUUCUUUACAUAUUCAGAAGAUAUUUGGAAAUCAAAAGGUUUGGCCACAAAUCUCGCUUAAGAUCAUCGUCGAAGAACAUACUCAAGAUCGCCGUGAAAUUGCGUUCUUGCACUCCGGCGAAUUUCUCCUGGGAGAUUUCGACUCAAAAGAUCAUCAACCAAAUGAGUCUUCGGAGGAACAUCGUCACAAGUCGUCUAUCAAAGAAGUUGAUUUCUUCUCCCCCAAAAGUCAGCCGUACGAUGAUGAUAUUGGCCAUGUGAGAACGACGACUACUAUCGUUGGAUCUUCCGGUUUUAAUGAUGACUUAGUUAUGGUAAAUUCAUGUCAUGGAACAUCAAGCGAUGAUGGCGAUGACAAAACCAAAACCCAAAUUAUUAGGCUGAAAUUGGAGCUAGCGAGGCUCCACGAGGAGAAUUACAAGCUGAAGCAUUUAUUAGAUGAGAUCAGUGAGAGUUAUAACAACCUCCAAAGAAGAGUUUUGUUGGUGAGACAGACACAAGUGGGAGGUCUACAUAAACAACAUGAGGAUACACCUCAAGCUGGUUCUUCACAAGCUCUAGAGGACAUGAACAAUGAAAUCGCAGCCACUACCUUGAAACGACGGUUACUAGACGACGUGGACGAUCGUGAUAUGCACCAAGGACGAUCACCAAAAACUCCAAGAUUAGACCAAAACAAGAGUAAUAAUCCUGACGAGCAACAAAACCCUCAUGAUCAGCUACCCUUUCGAAAAGCUAGGGUUUCCGUCAGGGCUAGAUCUGAUGCCACCACGGUAAAUGACGGAUGUCAAUGGAGAAAAUAUGGUCAGAAAAUGGCCAAAGGAAAUCCAUGUCCUCGUGCUUACUAUCGCUGCACCAUGGCCGUUGGAUGCCCUGUUCGUAAACAGGUCCAACGAUGCGCGGAGGAUACAACUAUUUUGACCACAACAUACGAAGGAAACCAUAACCAUCCUCUUCCACCGUCAGCAACCGCCAUGGCCGCCACCACCUCGGCCGCAGCCGCAAUGCUCUUAUCUGGCUCCACCACAAGCAACCUCCACCAAACACUCUCUAGCCCUUCGGCCACGUCAUCAUCUUCCUUCUACAACAACUUCCCAUACACCUCCACAAUCGCCACACUCUCAGCGUCCGCUCCUUUUCCCACCAUAACCUUAGACCUCACCAACCCGCCUCGACCACUACAACCACCGCCGCAGUAUCUGAGCCAGUAUGGUCCCGCCGCGUUUUUACCAAACGCUAAUCAAAUUAGGUCAAUCAAUAAUAAUAGCAAUCCGCAGUUAUUAUUACCUAAUCUGUUGGGUCCACAAGCACUACCACGUGACAUGGUCGAUUCAGUAAGGGCUGCGAUUGCCAUGGAUCCGAAUUUCACGGCGGCGCUUGCGGCUGCGAUCUCAAACAUUAUCGGAGGUGGUAAUAACGACAAUAAUAAUAAUGAUAUUAUUAAUGAUAACAAGGUUGAUGCGAAAAGUGGAGGUAGUAGUAAUGGAGAUUCGCCACAGCUUCCUCAGUCUUGCACCACUUUCUCUACAAACUAAUUUAGUAUCACUAUUAAAUUGCUAUCUUAUAAUUAUUGUUAUUACUACACACAUCUUAUAAUGCGUAUCAUAUGUUUUCUGGUGUACAUUAUAUACAAAUAGAGGGAGAGAGGGAGAGGGAGGGAGAGGGAGAGAGAGAGAGCUCUUAUAGGUUUUUUUUUUGUUAAUAGGGCUAGAUUCCGGCUACUGUUUAUUUUUUGUUUUGUUUUUCAUAUAUGUUGAAAGAAUGACACCGAUGGAUCUGUAUCUGCAUCUAUAUAUAUGUGUAUCUUAAAUAUUUUAUGUUAAAACGUUUUGG
This is a messenger RNA of Camelina sativa (false flax), 2487 nucleotides long. The record is from RefSeq and is a predicted model, not a curated record. NCBI's taxonomy places the organism in Eukaryota, Viridiplantae, Streptophyta, Magnoliopsida, Brassicales, Brassicaceae.